GACAAUAUUCGGAAGUACUGCACAUUUCUCUUGCAAUACGGGAUACGAAAGGUACGGGCCAGAAUACAUGCAGUGUUCUGAGUUCGGAACGUGGAUACCGAAUGAGACAACAAUGUGUAUUUUAGGACUUUCCGGAGCUCCAAACAUAUCUCACAUGCAUGCAACAAUUAAUACCGGACUUAGAAAAAAUGGAAAUGAAAGUGAAGUUGAAUUAUAUUGUGAACUUGAAAAUCUGACCUCUGACAAUUACUACUUUACGGUCAGUUGGGGACUUUCAGAAAACUCCAUUUGGAAUGAAAUUGUGUUAAUAUCAAAUCCGACGGUUUGGGACAACAAAGAAAACUUUCGACAACUCACUGCUCUCACAUCGUCGAAACUGAUCGAAAAGGGAAUCAAAAGCUGGGGAUUCAGCAUAUCUUGCCAGGUAACAGCAAGAUAUAACCAGUGGUCAGACGAGGGACCCCCGAUUUUUAGUAACGAAAAGUUUUGUGGAAUCAAGGUACACAACGAAAGCCUGAACAUCUACAACUCGGAAAUAGACACUUUAUAUAUAGAACUCACAGUCCCGUUCAAAUGUUGGAUGUCAGUGCCAGCAUGUACUAUCGAAUUAAAAAUAUUUUUUAACGACACAACAGACUCUUGUGAAAUUCCUGCCUACCUUGUGGUAUAA
Mya arenaria is the source of this 670-nucleotide messenger RNA. RefSeq lists its product as uncharacterized. NCBI's taxonomy places the organism in Eukaryota, Metazoa, Mollusca, Bivalvia, Myida, Myidae. The record is from RefSeq and is a predicted model, not a curated record. The transcript is spliced from 5 exons. The coding region runs from base 68 to 670 and encodes 200 amino acids.